Messenger RNA from Lontra canadensis (Northern American river otter), 2233 nucleotides. It is a transcript of the gene OPRL1, whose product is annotated as opioid related nociceptin receptor 1. Gene Ontology annotation, biological process: sensory perception of pain; neuropeptide signaling pathway. Gene Ontology annotation, cellular component: membrane; neuron projection. Lineage: Eukaryota; Metazoa; Chordata; Mammalia; Carnivora; Mustelidae. The transcript has 4 exons. The record is from RefSeq and is a predicted model, not a curated record. Gene Ontology annotation, molecular function: neuropeptide binding; nociceptin receptor activity. The coding region runs from base 316 to 1428 and encodes 370 amino acids.
GGGGAGGGGCAGGAGGGAGUCGUGUCCUGUGUCCCACGGGUUUCUGGGUGUGUCUCUGCCCCUUUUGUGUCUGUGUGUGCCUGAGGUCAGGUCUGGACUUUUCUGUGGGUGGUGUGCACACACGGGUAGCUGUGUGCCCCUGAGCCACUGUGGGUGGACACGUGUGUCGGUGUGUGACUGUGUGACUACACGCGCCAGUCCCAUGCAGGAGACUGUUGGCCACGCGAGACCGCGUCCUCGUCUGCACACACGCCUCUAGGCACAUCCCUGUCUGUGCACACAGGCACCAGGUGGCUUUGCACACAGGGAGGCAGAAUGGAGUCCCUCUUCCCUGCCCCCUUCUGGGAGGUCCUCUACAGUGGCCACCUGCAGGGCAACCUGUCCCUCCUGAGCCCCAACCACAGCCUGCUGCCCCCCCACCUUCUGCUCAACGCCAGCCACGCCGCAUUCCUGCCCCUUGGGCUCAAGGUCACCAUUGUGGGGCUUUACCUGGCUGUCUGCAUUGGGGGACUCCUGGGGAACUGCCUCGUCAUGUAUGUCAUCCUCAGACACACCAAGAUGAAGACGGCCACCAACAUUUACAUCUUUAACCUGGCCCUGGCAGACACUUUGGUGCUGCUGACACUGCCCUUCCAGGGCACUGACGUCCUCUUGGGCUUCUGGCCGUUUGGAAAUGCCCUGUGCAAGACGGUCAUUGCCAUCGACUAUUACAACAUGUUCACCAGCACCUUCACCUUGACCGCCAUGAGUGUGGACCGCUAUGUAGCCAUCUGCCACCCCAUCCGAGCUCUCGAUGUCCGGACGUCCAGCAAGGCUCAGGCUGUCAAUGUGGCCAUCUGGGCUCUGGCAUCCGUUGUCGGUGUUCCUGUUGCCAUCAUGGGCUCGGCGCAGGUCGAGGAUGAAGAGAUCGAGUGUCUGGUGGAGAUCCCCGCCCCACAGGACUACUGGGGCCCUGUGUUUGCCGUGUGCAUCUUCCUCUUCUCUUUCAUCAUUCCCGUACUCGUCAUCUCCAUCUGCUACAGCCUCAUGAUCCGGCGGCUGCGUGGUGUACGCCUGCUGUCCGGCUCCCGCGAAAAGGACCGGAACCUGCGGCGCAUCACGCGGCUGGUGCUGGUGGUGGUGGCUGUGUUCGUGGGCUGCUGGACGCCUGUGCAGGUCUUCGUGCUGGCACAGGGCCUGGGGGUGCAGCCGGGCAGCGAGGCCGCCGUGGCCGUCCUGCGCUUCUGCACGGCGCUCGGCUACGUCAACAGCGGCCUCAACCCCGUCCUCUACGCCUUCCUGGACGAGAACUUCAAGGCCUGCUUCCGGAAGUUCUGCUGUGCCCCAGCCCUGCGCCGGGAGACGCAGGUGUCCGACCGUGUGCGCAGCAUCGCCAAGGACGUGGCCCUUGCCUGCAAGACUUCUGAGACAGUACCACGGCCCGCAUGACUAGGCGUGGACCUGCCCAUGGUGCCUGUCAGCCCGCAGAGCCCAUCAACACCCAACACGGAGCUCACCCAGGUCACUGCUCUUUAGGCUGACACCCAACCUGGGUCCUGGGCAUUGCCGGACUUGCGGACUUCCGCGUGGCCUCAGAGGGCCUGGUGACGUCAUGGGACAGGUCAGAUGGUAGCUGCCCUCCCCGUGCAUAGCAGAGAGGGGACCCCUGCCACGAGUGUGCCCGGCCAGAGCCCCUGCCAACACCCUAACCCUCAUGGCACUCUGCUGGCCUCUCCCCCACGGCGCCCUGCGGGCUCUGGGUAUGGGCACACCUGGAGGUGUGACAGCAGUGUGCCACCUGCUCCCUGUGCCAUAUGCUCUCUGCGGGGGGCCCUGCAACCCCUCCUUGGGGUUUGGAGCUGCCGGUGAGGACUUGCCUGGGCCUCAAGUGCCGUCACUUCCCUGUCCCCCACGCCCGCCUCUGAGAGGCUUCUGAGGGGCUUUUCGCUCCCGAAGCACAAAGAACCAUCAACCACAGAUGUGGCUGUCUGGGGUGUGGAGGUGGCCUGGAGGGACAGUGGGCUGCUCGGUCACCUCAGGCCACUUUGUCGUUCUGGAAACAGCCCCGGAGUCCUGGUCUUGGCUGCACAGCGCUGGAGGGGAGGGGCGCUCUGCUGUGCUCUGUCCCUGGGUCCUCUGCGGCUCUCUUGAAGUCAGAGGUCAGCAGUUUUGCGGCCGACAGGCCCUUGCGCCCUGUUUGGACCCUGGUGGACCUGGAGGAGGAGUUGGCCGUGGGGAUGGACUCUGCUCUGCC